Vittaforma corneae ATCC 50505 is the source of this 1953-nucleotide messenger RNA. RefSeq lists its product as uncharacterized. The record is from RefSeq and is a predicted model, not a curated record. The coding region runs from base 1 to 1953 and encodes 650 amino acids. Lineage: Eukaryota; Fungi; Microsporidia; Nosematidae. The transcript has a single exon. Gene Ontology annotation, molecular function: metalloendopeptidase activity; metal ion binding. Gene Ontology annotation, biological process: proteolysis.
AUGAUCUUUAAAAGCCGGGUCGACAACAGUGAAUAUCACUUCCAAGUACUAAACAAUGGAAUCAGAGCGUUGAUCAUACGAAACGACAUAUUCACUAAGGCAAGCUGCGCCCUCUCAGUCGGUGUUGGAUCUUUCGACGAGCCAGAUGAUAUUCCAGGACUAGCUCAUUUUUUGGAGCAUAUGCUCUUCAUGGGAACCGAGAAGUAUCCAGGUGAAAACAUGUUCUUUGAGUUUAUAAGCCAGCACAAUGGGUAUAGCAAUGCUUUUACCUGUGACGAGCACACUACUUACUAUUGCGAUGUUGACUCCGCUUAUCUAGAGCAGAUGGCUGACAUGUUUUCACAGUUUUUUAUUUCUCCACUUUUCAAGAAAGAUACUGUUGAAAGAGAAAUAAGCGCAGUAGACUCUGAAUAUUUAAAUUCACUUAAUAGCGAAGGAUUCAGGAUGGGAGCACUGUGCAGUGAACUAGUCAAGGAGGGUCGAGUUGAAGGAAGAUUUAGCUGUGGAAAUGCAGAAACACUUAGACAGAAAAAUAUUCUUGAAGCAGUUGUUAAUUUCUGGAAAACGAAGUACUCCAGUAAUUUGAUGAGUCUGAUUAUUUGUGGGUCGGAAAGCUUGGAAAAACUCAAGGAAAUAUCUGUGCUUUUUGAAGCUAUUCCAAACCUUAGUAUUAUCAAGAAAGUCGAUGAAGCUUCAAGCAAUUGUUCUCUCGCGGUAGAUCUAUUCAAAUCUGAAGUUCUUUCAAAAAUAGUUCAUUUCAAGCCCCUGUGUGACAAAAAGGAAUUAACAGUCAUUACAAUGCUUUCACCUCUACGUGAGCAUUUCAAGCUUAACCCUCUUGGAUACAUCAAACAUCUCUUCACCAGGAAAGAGCCUAAUGGUCUUCUUUCGAGACUCAAAAAUGAGCAAUUAUCAUUUGAUGUAUGCUUUGAGUAUACUUACUACAACAAUUAUACCGAAGUCAAAAUGGAUAUUAGUCUUACAGACAAAGGGUUUAAGCAUCAUUGUAGAAUCCUGAGCAUUGUCCACGAGUUUCUCUCAAAUUUAACAGUGGACGAAGAUGAGUAUGCACGAUUGGGUAGAUUGCUGAGCGAAGAGUUUGAUUUUAAGCAGAUUGAUACCCCAAUUAAAAUAGCAGAGUGUGUAAGCACUGAUAUCUUGUACUAUCCCAUCGAAUAUGUACUAAAGUAUGCCUAUAUUUCUGAAAGGUUCGAUAGCAACUUGAUCAAUAGCUGCAUUGCUAAUAUUUCCAACAGAAACAACUGGGUAAUUCUACUUUCUGAUCCAAACGGGUCCUUUGACUCUAAAGACAAGUACUAUGGAGUGGAGUAUAUGGUGCAUGAACCUAAUAAUCAUCCCAGCGGGGAAAGCUUAGACAGCAGUGUACCAAACACUAAGGUUUCUAAUGACAGUCUUGUAGCUAAUUUCCUUGAAAAUAUUGAAGUUAUUGAGUCGGGAAAUAGAUUUUUGAAGAGGAAAAAAUAUGAAAAUGGAGAGGUAAACCUUGUUUUUGACAGCAAGUUCAAGGUUCCAAAGGCUGAAUUAAGCAUCAUUUUCUCAUCUGAAGAGAUCAGAAAUGACCCUCUGGCAUAUGAAGUUUGUUUUUCAAUACUUGCAGACAUGUUCAAUGAGAAGUUUGACAGACAGUUGGCGAAUGCACAUGUUACACUAUCAACAACUAUUGGCAUACAUGGUGUCAUGGUCAAACUUGAAGGAUUUUCAACUAAAAUGGUCUCCAUGGCCAAAAUGUUCUUUAAAACUUUAUUUGAUUCAAACGAAACAAGUACAAAAGAUGCUUUAAUCUCAGACGAUAGGUUUGAGGUUGUCAGACAGGAAAUUCAGAAUCGGUACUCAAGCAUAAUUGUUAAAAGCCCAUUUAAAAGACUGUUUGAGGUGUUCUCUAACAGAGUGACUUCAUCAAAGUCUACUGAAGAGCUUUUUAGAGCAAAUUAA